Molecule: messenger RNA, 6051 nt
Organism: Syngnathus acus (greater pipefish)
Lineage: Eukaryota; Metazoa; Chordata; Actinopteri; Syngnathiformes; Syngnathidae
Gene: pla2r1
Product: phospholipase A2 receptor 1
Exons: 30
Coding region: 1-4464 (1487 amino acids)
Molecular function (GO): signaling receptor activity
Source: RefSeq, a predicted model, not a curated record
AUGUUCUCACGGUUGCUCCGCAGCAUGGACGUGGACGUGGUGACGGCUAUUUGUGUAACUUUAUUGUUGCUGAAAACUUGUGCGUAUUCCGCCCAGGAGGAAGAGGACGACGGCGUGAUUCUGGAGCAAGAAAAGCUCACCGAGUUUUACAGAAAGGGUCUUUUCAUCCUGGAGAGCAACCUUCUUCAACGCUGUGUCACAGUGGAACAAUCCAACCUGGUGCUCCGGGACUGUCGUCGUCCCACCCGCCGCAUGCUGUGGAAGUGGGUCUCCCACCAUCGUCUCUUUAACGCUGGCACCAGCACAUGCCUGGGCCUCAAUAUGUCUGACCCCGCGCAGCCCCUCGGAACUUUCCAAUGCGACAUGGACCUUCCCGUACUGUGGUGGCGCUGCAGAGGAAAUAUGCUGUACGGGGCGUCCCGGUGGAAGGUGGCUGUCGCUGGGAAUUUGGUGGUGGUGAAAAGAAACUCUUAUCAUGAGUGGAAAAGGUACAACACGCCGAGAGAGGGGCCCUGCUCAAAUCCAUAUGAAGAUAUCCACACUUUGUUGGGAAAUGCACACGGCAUGCCCUGUGCUUUUCCAUUUAAAUACAACAACAAAUGGUACUCGGAGUGCACCACUGAGGGCCGUGAAGAUCAUCUUCCGUGGUGUUCGACCACCACUAGAUAUGAUGAGGCUGAAAAAUGGGGAUUCUGUCCAGUGCAUGAUUACAGUUGUGAGCAUUUUUGGGAGUCCAACCAGGAGCUUCGUGCUUGCUACCAGUUCAAUUUGUAUACCAUCCUGACCUGGAGUCAAGCAAUGCUAACAUGUCAGGCUCAGGGUGGAAAUCUGCUCAGCAUCACCAGCUUGGCAGAGCACAGGUACAUCAGAGAUCGGCUGAAUAGUGUUGGAGCAAUGGUGUGGAUUGGGCUCAACCACUUGAAGAACGGUCGGGGGUGGCAGUGGUCAGAUGGCGCACCUCUCUCAUUGGCUAAUUUCACCACAGCGCUGCCGGCCAGCCCUCUGGAAGACAACAGACAAUGUGGAGUGUACAACUCUGGCCCUGAAGGACUCUGGCAGAGUCUUUCCUGUGAGUCUGCUCUGCCUUACAUCUGCAAGAAGACGCCCAAUGACACGCUCAGAGCUGAGCCAUUCGAGAACUGGCAGUAUAUCCAAACAGUGUGUGAUGAUGGCUGGCUGCCUCAUAACGGUUACUGCUACCAGAUUCUGGCGCAUGCAGGAAGCUGGGAGGAGUCUUCUCAGGCAUGCCGCUCUCGCAAUGGCAACCUCAUCAGCCUUCACUCUCUCUCUGAAGUGGAGAUCCUGUACAGCCUUCUGGCUAACUAUUCUGGCGAGGCUUCAGCAAUGUGGAUCGGUCUCCGGAAACAAGCUUCAUCUGCUAGUGUAGAGUGGUCUGAUGGCUCGCCAGUAACUCUCACAAUGUGGCACCAGUAUCACCCUCCUCACAACCUAACUGGUGCAACUCUCUGUGCCAAGGCGGACAGGAAGGAAGGCGCCUGGGUUUUGGUUUCUUGUGAUGAGCAACUUCCAGCUGUGUGCAGAAUGGAGAAACAUCAGACAUCGGGGCACGAACCUGGAACUUGGGAUGAAGGCUGCCCUGAGGGCUGGAAGCGUCAUGGUCACUCCUGUUACACAAUCACCAGCCAUGAGCAGACACAUAAAGAUGCACAGAGUGGCUAUUACUGCAAUGCACCUCUGCUUACUGUGGAAAACAGAUUUGAGCAAGCAUUUGUCAACAGUUUGUUGAGUGCUAAUGGGGCCAACAGCAGCAUGUCAUAUUGGAUUGGCCUUGUAGACUCAGGAGAGAGGGGAGAAUACAAAUGGCUUCAUCACAAUAGCUCCAAUCUGCCCCUCACCUUCACAAACUGGAACAAACACCAGCCAGUCAGUGCCAAUGGCUGUGUUGCGAUGUCGGGUGGCUCUGCUCUAGGCCACUGGGAGGUGAAAGACUGCAAUUCCCACAAGGCCUUGUCAGUAUGUAAGCAGAGCAUCAGCAACUACCAAGAAGGCGAGCUGCUACCUGUAGCCCACAUCGAUGCCUUCAGCGCCUGUCCUCCAGGAUGGGAAUCACAGCCUGGUCUCCUCUAUUGUUUUAAAGUGUUUCAUGAUGAAAAGGUGCUCAUGAAGCGCUCCUGGGUGGAAGCUGAUUACUUUUGCCAGGCUCUUGGGGCUCAGCUGGCCAGUUUCCGCACCUAUGAGGAGCAAGUGUUUGUCAAGCAACUGCUCAGUACCAUGUUUGAAGGAACAGAGGGUCGCUGGCUGUGGGUUGGCUUUAAUAAAAGAGAUCCUGAACAUGCAGGGGCUUGGGAAUGGUCUGAUAGUUCUCCCGUGAUGACCUCCUUCAUCGAGGAUAAAAAUGACGAGGAUGAUAGGAGGGACUGUGCAGUGUACAGUGACCUGCCUAACAGCCUCAUGCCACGGCCAUGUGAAAGCCAACAUGAGUGGAUCUGUAAAGUAGCCAGAGGAGAUCAACUGAAAAAGCCCUACUGGUACACUGAGCAGAGUGAGCCGUGGGUGUUUUACCGUGGAGCUGAGUACCUGGUGGCCAAGCAGCCCUUUAACUGGGACGCCGUUUCUCUUGCCUGUCAGAUGAUGGGAGCUUACCUGCUGUCCAUUCACUCCAAAGAAGAGCUGAGCUUUGUUAAAGAGCGCUUGCGCCGGCUCUCUGUAGGACCCACUGACUGGUGGAUUGGUCUUUCCAUUGACCAGCAUGGAGAGGAGGUCAGGUGGAGUGAUAAGACAGAGGUCAACUUUGAUAACUGGGCACAAGGAAGUGAUGGCCACAAUGUUAAGAAAAAUGGGUUGUGUGUCACCAUGUCAUCAUCAACAGGGAAGUGGUCAGCCAAUAAAUGCAACGAUCUUUAUGGAUAUGUUUGUAAGCGAAAGACCGUCUCUGUAGUGGAGACUCCGAGGGAGCCGCAUUACAUCGGUGGUUGUCCGGAGAAAUGGCUGUACUUUGGACACAAGUGUCUCCUGCUUCACCUCCCUGACACUUCAAGGGAGGGAAAGAGUUGGAACGACGCCCGUUCCAUCUGCUCCUCUUUCCAAGGCUCACUCGUGGCUAUAGAAGAUGAGAUUGAACAAGCAUACAUAACCAUGCUGCUUCAAGGCAUCUCAGUAGGUGUGUGGAUUGGUCUGUGGAAUCAAGACACCAUGAAAUGGACUAAUGGGAGGCCAGUCAGCUAUACCAACUGGUCUCCUGUUGAACCAAAGAGCUACCUCAAUGAGGAUGAGUUGCUCAUUAGCUCCAUCGAUGAACCUCUGUGCACCGUGCUGUCCAACAACCACAACGUUCACCUGACAGGGAAAUGGUAUGAUGAGAAGUGCAGUGAGGAUGGCUAUGGCUUUGUUUGCCAAAAACCUCAAGAUACAUCCAAACCCCCAGCCCACUCUUCUCGCCACCCUCUCCCCGACAGUGUUGAGUACAAAAGUCGCAGUUACAAGGUGGUUUCAGGCAACAUGAGCUGGUAUGAUGCCAUGCAUAUGUGCAUAGACAGUGAUUCGGACCUAGUGAGCAUCACAGAUGCCUACCACCAGGCUUUCCUUACGGUCCUUGUCAAUAGAUUAGGAGUCCCGCACUGGAUUGGACUGUACAGCCAAGAUAGUGGCAUUAACUAUCAGUGGUCAGAUAGCAGCGAUACGGUGUACACACACUGGGACGCGGCCGAAGAUGACGAAGAGACCGGAGAAUGUGUUUACAUGGACGUGAAUGGCGGGUGGCGACGAGCUGACUGUGAAACUCUUCUACCAGGAGCUUUGUGUCACAUUCCUCCGCCAAGAAAUAAGCCGUUUAUUUCCUAUGAGGCUGUGUGCCCCGCAACAUGGGUGAAAUUUGGGCGUGGCUGUUACAACUUUGAGCCUCUGGUGCAGAGACUGACUUUUGAGGAUGCGCGUGAGCACUGCAGACGAAAAGUCAACACUUCCGAUGUCGUGUCCAUCGAGAAUGAGGUCGAGAACCGCUUUGUCCUGGAGCAGCUGUGGUCUUCAGGGUUCCUUCACCAGAACAUGUGGUUGGGACUUUACUUCAACAUUGACACCGAUUCUAUGGCUUGGGUGGACGGUUCACCUUUGGACUACAGCAGCUGGACCAACAAAGCUCCAGACUUGAAGACGCUGACGGCAGACACCUGUGUCACCACCCGGGCGGUUGACGGAAUCUGGCGAUUGUCAGGGUGCACCCUGCGCCUCGGCUUUGUGUGCAAAACCAUAUCAGAUGUAACUACUGAGGUGGAAGUGGAACCUAUCAGUGGACUACAUUACGGCGUCAUCCUUGCUGCUGUGCUGGUGGCCGUGUUGAUCUUCGCUCUGCUGGCAGGAGCGCUGUGCUUUGCUUAUAGAAGGAACGCUGCACAUUUCCGGGGGCUUCCUGCACUCGGUAGCGCCUAUUACCGACAAAGUGGCUCCCAAGCGGCAGAGUCUGAUGGUAAUGUGCUGAUCACAGAGCUGGACGAUCACACAGGAUAACGUGAAAGACUGACAUUGCCACAUUGCUUCAGUCAGUGGUAGCAAACCUUUUAUGAUUCACUUUAAGAAAGCUAUUUGAGCAUUUUUUUCCAUUGGCGCACGUACUGUAGCUCUCGGUCCUCACUAGGAAGGGUAGAGUAGAAUGACUGUCUUACUAGUAAUUUUUUUUCCAUUAUUAAUGUCAUUUUGGUUCAAUAAUACAAACUUUAUGUAAAGGAUUUAUUAUACGAUUUCAAGGAUUGCGAAUAAAUGCUUGAGCAGCCUUAAUAUCUUUUGAUAGAGUCCAUUUACUACUGCGCUCUUUGGCGUCACCAGUAGGACAACCUUGGCUUACUAGUAAGACAACUACAUAUUACUUUUACGACAUAUCUGAACUGCAUGGUACUAGGACUACUAGUGACAUUAUAGAGUUCUACUUGUUAACAUCAAGAUCUUCACUAGCAGUUUUGCCUCACUGGUAGCAUGUAGUUGUAGGUAUUAAUUACUACUAAGACUGUUGUUCGACUUGUCUGCAUGAGUGUAGUGGUACUGAAUGGUCUUGCUAGUGAGGACUAAGUGGGUACUAACACAUGGCCCCUAAAAGGGAUAUAAAUGCAAUAAAUGCUCGAUUGGCUUUCCACAGAUCUGAGCUUCCUAUAAGAAAACAAUACAUGCUUUCUGCCGACAGCCGGGAUCAAACCAGGUACCUUUAGAUCGUCAGUAUACCGCUCUCCCCUCUGAGCUAUUUCAGCUCAUGGGCAAUGUAUACUAUCUUCACUGAUUAACAUGACAAAAGGGGUAACUAGUUCCUGGGAAGCAAAUCAAGAUGAAAACUGUUUUGAGUUGGGUAUCAUGUGAGUACAGAUACUGUAAUGCUAUAGGUAAAAAAAUACUUAAAUUCUUUUCACCCUAAAAACAAAUUGUAGUAAAAACAAAACUUUUUGCAAUUGUUACAAUCUACUUUUUGGGCUUUGUACAUUUUAAUUAACAGUCCAAUUAGUGUUGUUGAAAUUGUACUUGCAGUACAGGUAUUUUGUCAGUAUUACUAAUAUAGAUGUAAAUACAUGUUUUACUGAUUUUCUGCAUUAAAAUCUGUCAAACCUCAAACUGUAUAAGGUUAUGGGAAGCAUUAAUUCAAAUUUCCUUGAUAUCCUGCUUUCUCAUUGUAUUAUAUUACUCCAUUGACUUUUUUUUUUUAGUGGGGAGGCUAAAGAGCAUACCAGGACAUAGAAAAAGAGGAAGUCAACCCCAACAUUUUCUUGGUAGUAAUAUUACGGCUCAGGUCAGAACUAAUCACGGCUCAGCUUCAGAAAACUGGUGGAUAAAAACAGGUGGAUUUUGCUACGUAGUAACUCAUUCCACAAACGCAAUAUUAAUCAGAAUGCUGUGUUUUGAGUGGUGGGGACACACACAACAUAAUGUAAAGAUUCUUCUGGGGUUGACUGCUCCUAUAAGCUGGAUAUCAAGGAUAUCGAAUAAAUGCUAACCAAACAGCUUUCAACGUAAGAUGACAGAUAACUGGAUGUGUUAUUUUUUGCAAAGCAAGUUAUAAGCUGUCAUUUGCACAGUUGUGUGUAAAUAUAUUUCAAUAAAUUCAAGGAGGUCCAA